CUUGUCAAAUCAAAUAUGUCAAUGUCAAAUUACCGGCCGAGCGGGUACAUUUAACAUUUGUGAAUAUUUGAUUUUGGAAAUAAAAUCGUCUGAAUUCCAAGUACGCGAGAUAUCAAAUUAUAUUUAAAAUUUUCUUAGACAUCUAUAUAAUAAUUUAAAAUGUUAAUAAAAGUGAAGACACUUACUGGAAAAGAAAUCGAAAUAGAUAUAGAACCCACAGAUAAAGUCGAAAGAAUAAAGGAGCGAGUCGAAGAAAAAGAAGGCAUACCUCCCCAGCAGCAGCGGUUAAUCUUUUCUGGAAAGCAAAUGAAUGAUGAAAAAACGGCACAAGAUUAUAAAGUUCAAGGUGGUUCAGUACUGCAUUUAGUUUUGGCGCUUCGUGGUGGCAAACCUGCAUAAAAUUAAAUGGUACAUACAUGUUUGUCUAGGAUAUACUUUAAAUUAUACUUUAAUAUGUACUCAUUAAGUAAAAAAUAUUACUAUCUGAUGAAUAAAGAUUUUUAUAUUUA
Messenger RNA from Psylliodes chrysocephalus, 509 nucleotides. The record is from the annotation of a GenBank genome assembly. NCBI's taxonomy places the organism in Eukaryota, Metazoa, Arthropoda, Insecta, Coleoptera, Chrysomelidae.